Messenger RNA from Quercus robur (English oak), 501 nucleotides. RefSeq lists its product as uncharacterized. Bases 1 to 501 code for a protein of 166 amino acids. The record is from RefSeq and is a predicted model, not a curated record. Lineage: Eukaryota; Viridiplantae; Streptophyta; Magnoliopsida; Fagales; Fagaceae. The transcript is spliced from 2 exons.
AUGCAAGACCUUGAAGAUGAAGAUGUUGAAGACGAAAUUUGUCUCAUGCAAGAUCUUGAAGAUGGAAAUAAUCUUGAAGAUGAAGAUUAUGAAGACAAUCUUGAAGACGAAGACUAUCUUGAAGACGAUGAUUGCCUUGAAGAUGAAGAUUGCCUUGAAGACGAAGACAACCUUGAAGACAAAGAUUGCCUUGAAGAUGAUGAUGAUCUUGAAGAUGGAGAUAAUGUUGAAGACGAAGACAACCUUGAAGAAGAAGACGAAGACUAUCUUGAAGACGAUGAUUGCCUUGAAGAUGAAGACAACCUUGAAGACAAAGAUUGCCUUGAAGAUGAAGAUGGAGAUAAUCUUGAAGACGAAGACAACCUUGAAGAUGAAGAUUGCCAUGAAGAUGAAGAUGAUCUAUACAAGACCUUGAAGAUGAAGACGAUCUUGAAGGUGGAGUUUGUCAAUGCAAGGAUGUGCAUUUGCAUCUUUGCAAUGGAGCAAUUGUUGAUGCAAUGA